GCGGGUACUGGGGCCGCAGCACCCCGUUCCCGAGGGGCCGAGCCUCGUCAUGGCUGAUGACUUCGGCUUCUUCGCGGCGUCCGAGGGCGGCGGGGCCCAGGGCGCCGAGGAGGACCCGGCCGCCGCCUUCCUGGCCCAGCAGGAGAGCGAGAUCGCGGGCAUCGAGAACGACGAGGGUUUCGGGGGGCCGCCGGGACCCCCGGGGGGAGCUGUCUCGGAGGACUUGGGGGCAACCGUCAAUGGAGACGUGUUUCAGGAGGCCAAUGGUCCAGCUGAUGGCUACGCGGCGGUGGCGCAGGCGGAUCGGCUGACGCAGGAACCCGAGAGCAUCCGCAAGUGGCGGGAGGAGCAGAGGAAGCGUCUGCAGGAACUGGAUGCCGCCUCCAAGGUGACUGAGCAGGAGUGGAGGGAGAAGGCCAAGAAGGACCUGGAGGAGUGGAGCCAGCGACAGAGUGAGCAGGUGGAGAAGAAUAAGAUCAGCAACCGGAUCGCUGACAAAGCCUUCUACGAGCAGCCCGAUGCUGACGUCAUCGGCUACGUGGCCUCCGAGGAGGCGUUCGUCAAGGAAUCCAAGGAGGAGACCCCCGGCACUGAGUGGGAGAAGGUGGCCCAGCUGUGUGACUUCAAUCCCAAAAGCAGCAAGCACUGCAAAGACGUGUCCCGGCUGCGCUCGGUGCUCCUGUCCCUGAAGCAGACGCCUCUGUCCCGCUAGGGGGCGCCCCAAGCAUGGUCGGAGCGGGGGGCCCGGGCCGGCGCGGGGCGGGGCCAGCGCGCCAGCUGCCUCCAGCCUGAUUUCUCCCGCCUCGGUGGGCUGGGAAGGGGACCUUCACCAAGCCCCCCAAUCCUUCCCCAAGGCCCGCGGCUCAACCCCCACUAGGCUCUUUCCAGUCCAUCCUCCUGAUGUAUUUUUUUUUCUUCUUAGCUUAAAGGGUGUAUUAUUAACUCUU
Messenger RNA from Sorex fumeus (smoky shrew), 947 nucleotides. It is a transcript of the gene CLTB, whose product is annotated as clathrin light chain B. Lineage: Eukaryota; Metazoa; Chordata; Mammalia; Eulipotyphla; Soricidae. The coding region runs from base 50 to 712 and encodes 220 amino acids. The transcript has 6 exons. Gene Ontology annotation, biological process: clathrin coat assembly; clathrin-dependent endocytosis; intracellular protein transport. Gene Ontology annotation, molecular function: structural molecule activity; clathrin heavy chain binding. The record is from RefSeq and is a predicted model, not a curated record. Gene Ontology annotation, cellular component: clathrin coat of trans-Golgi network vesicle; plasma membrane; postsynaptic endocytic zone cytoplasmic component.